Molecule: messenger RNA, 2800 nt
Organism: Antechinus flavipes (yellow-footed antechinus)
Lineage: Eukaryota; Metazoa; Chordata; Mammalia; Dasyuromorphia; Dasyuridae
Gene: NEK6
Product: NIMA related kinase 6
Exons: 10
Coding region: 16-1356 (446 amino acids)
Biological process (GO): protein phosphorylation
Molecular function (GO): protein kinase activity; ATP binding
Source: RefSeq, a predicted model, not a curated record
UGAGGCUCCUCUUAGAUGAAGGAAGUGACCGGGUCAAGGUCGCUGACCUCUCGGGGCUGUACAUGGAGAGGGGCUGCUGGCCAGAAAGAGAUGUUAGGUGGGGCCCCGGGAGAGGCGGAGCGCGGAGUGGAGGGGACAAAGGGCGGCCUGGGGGAGCCCGGGGAGGGCGGGGCUUGUUCCCCGCCCCCUCGCAGUCCCCGUGGGCCCCGGGGCCGCGCUCCCGGGAGGCCUGCGUGGCAGACAGCGAGCGGAGGGGCAGGCGCGGCCCCGGCGGGGGAGGCGGGAGCGCGCGUGCGCGGCCCCGGCAGCGGCGGUGGAGUUGGUGUUGGCGGCCGCGCGGCUAAGUUGCGUCUGGGACUCCGGGGCUCCGGCUGCACCGCGCUUCGCCCGCAGGAGCCGCCCAUCUUUUUUUGUGCGGAUUGGCAUGAUACCAUGGAAGGACAACAUAGCCAUGCACGUCACCUUGGGGAUCAGCCAGCGACAGAGUGUCCACCUGACCCCCAAAGACAUUUGACUUCGUUUCCCUAUCGCUGUACCUUAGCUGACUUCCAGAUAGAAAAGAAGAUAGGCCGAGGGCAGUUCAGUGAAGUUUACAAAGCAACGUGCCUCUUGGACAGGAAAACCGUGGCUCUGAAGAAGGUCCAGAUAUUUGAAAUGAUGGAUGCCAAAGCCAGACAAGACUGCAUUAAAGAGAUUGACCUCUUAAAGCAACUGAACCACCCAAAUAUCAUUAAGUAUUUGGACUCUUUCAUUGAAGAGAGUGAGCUGAACAUUGUCCUGGAGCUGGCUGAUGCAGGUGACCUCUCUCAGAUGAUUAAGUUUUUUAAAAAGCAGAAACGGUUAAUCCCCGAGAGGACGGUCUGGAAGUACUUUGUGCAGUUGUGCAGCGCCGUGGAGCACAUGCACUCCCGCAGGGUGAUGCACAGAGACAUAAAGCCUGCCAACGUGUUCAUAACGGCCACGGGGGUGGUGAAGCUGGGAGACCUCGGGCUGGGCCGCUUCUUCAGCUCCAAGACCACGGCAGCACACUCCUUAGUUGGAACACCUUACUACAUGUCCCCGGAGAGAAUUCAUGAAAAUGGCUAUAACUUUAAAUCUGAUAUCUGGUCUUUGGGCUGUUUAUUGUAUGAGAUGGCAGCUCUUCAAAGUCCCUUCUAUGGAGAUAAAAUGAAUCUUUUUUCUCUGUGUCAGAAGAUAGAGCAAUGUGACUACCCUCCUCUUCCAGGAGAACAUUACUCUGAGAAGUUGCGAGAAUUGGUCAGUAUGUGCAUAUACCCAGACCCUGACCAGAGACCCGACAUCGGCUAUGUGCACCAGCUAGCCAAACAGAUGCACAUCUGGAACGCCAGCACUUGAAUCCAAAGGCGAUUCACCAUCAAAGCCAUCAUCACUUAAUCUUACUUGAAUUUUCUUUCUCCAAAGAAGCUGACUGGUGGCCCAUGAGAGGAACAAUUGAGCAAAGAGGCCCUGAGUAGUUCUGCAGGGUUUUGGUCCUGGCUUUAAAAAUGAAGAGGCAGUGCAAGCUCGGGAGGGGGUGGGGGGAGGGGGAGCAAGCUAAGGACAGUUACCAUUCCUCUUCAAGGAGUCCUUUCUCUAAACAGUUGUGUAUAAUACAGGGUGUCUGUUAACAAGAGUGUCUCGGGGAAACUUCCAGUGAAACACUCUCUUGUAUCUCAGUUGUAAUGUGAAAUGCCAAAAAAGAACUCCUUCAUCAAAUUGUUCGUCAGUGUUUAUACACAUGUAAGAUUUGCCACGGACUGGUAAUUUGUGUAACUGUUAAUAAGCUUCUUUUGCAAACUGUUAAUAGUACAUUUAAUUAAGUCCUUCAUAUCCUUUGUAAGUGAUCAAACUCUGUGUUUGAUGUUCUCUGUUGCAAAGUGGAAACAUGGGUAGUAGUAGUAUUGGUUUCGGUUUGGUGGCUUUAAAUUUUCUAAAGGAAAAGUGGAGAUUUUGCUACUUUUUUACCUGCUUAUAACUAACUAACUAGCUAAGAAGUGCAGAAGAGUUAGAAUUAUAGUAUGUUAGAGCUGGAAGGGACCUAAAAGAUUCUAAUACAAAAUGAUUCAUGUGAUGGAGAAGGAAACUGAGGCCCAUAUAGGAAAAGUGACUUGCUCAGUCACACUGCGAAAUACAUGGUCAAGCCAGGACUAAAACCCAUACUUCCUGGCUCCCAGCUCUACCAGGAAUUCAAGAAACAAAUAUCGUCUUUUUUUUCUCUCCCAAAGUCAUCAGCUUGAACGUGGCCAAGGUUUCCUCUCGAUAUUUUUGUUCCACCAUUAUCCGCCUUAACAAAUUCAAAGGUGUGCAGUUUUUACUCAGACACAAAUGCCAACCAAGACUAUGGAUGAUGGAUGGCCUCAUUCAAGAGGAAUGUCCAACUCAGUUAUGUACAGAAAUGCUCUACGUGUCUUGUUUUCCCCAACAGGAUUAGAAUCCAGGUCUAAUCAACUGUGAAAAUGAACUUCUAAAUGUGAACUCGUGGUAAACUUAACCUUUUGAAGGAGGUAGAUGGAAUGUGUUUUACACAUCGAUACAACUGUCAUUCCUGGGAGUUGGUGAUGCUCCAGUGGAUCAGAAUGAAAAGGACUCCCUGGUUGGUGGGAGUCUGAAGUCAAGCUGUGGGGAGGCAUUCGAGCAGGACUUUGUGCUGUCUGGCAUACUGCCUCAAACCCACCCCCAAUUGUGUGACAUUAUUUCUGUGGCCACAAUGUAGAGUUUUGAGAUUUUCUUCAAAUGCAGUGUUUGCUUUGUUCUUAAUAUUUGUUCUCCAAUAUUGAAAUAAAACUGAGGUAAGAAGGUA